AAUGAAGUACACCAAAUGUACUGGAAUAAAUGAGGACAUGUGUUGGUCCAAGAGUUUCUUGUAAUUUUAUCUCCCAUUCUUUCCUAAAGAUUUAGAAUUGAAACCCAGUAUAAGCAGGUCUCUGCAAUAACACAGAACCAUGGAUCUCCAAGAUUGCUAGCCAUGCAAUUUGCUAGGUUAACAUUAUUUGCAACAUUACUUGGAUUCACGUCAAGGUUUCAACACCCAGGACCAUCAUUCGAUCAGAAAGGGAUAGUUAUACAGUCCCAAAGAAAUGUCCACGCAGAUCUUGUGUGAACUGUGAACAUUCUGGGAGUAAAAAGUCAUCAACAAACACUGGAACUUGCUAAAGAAAAUCAUGGAGAUAAAUUUAAUAUAUAUCAAAAGAAACACAAAACAGGAGUUACUAUCCCAGUGUGAUGUUUCCGGUGAUUCCAAGGCCGUCUACAACGCUAAUGUUAGUAGUUCGCAAUCAACUGACCAACCACCAGCAGUCAGUCCCACCAGUUUGUUACAAACUGUUGAUGCUACAACGUAGCUCUAACAUGAAGUUUAUGCCAAACAGAUAUGUUUUCCCAGGUGGUGUAAGUGAAAUUACAGAUUUCUCAUCAGAAUGGAUGGAUUUGAUUGGUUCCAAAGAAUUACAGCUGAGACCAACAAUGACCAGUGCACCUUUUUAUGAAACCUACAGUAAACAGCUGACCAAAGACAGUCUACCUGCACAUGUUGGGUUUAGAAUUUGUGCCAUCAGAGAGACAUUUGAAGAGUCUGGUGUUUUGUUGGUGAGGUCAUUAAGAGAUCAAGAUGAAGGUGGAAGAUCAGCUGGACUUGUAAGGAAGAUGUUGAGUGAUGAUGAGAUCAAAAGCUGGAGAGGAAAAAUUCAUUCAAAUUCAUCAUUAUUUAUAGAAUUAUGCAGGCAUAUCCAAUGUGUUCCUGAUAUUUGGUCUCUCUACGAGUGGUCCAACUGGACCACACCUGCCGGCAAUAUUGCACGACGGUUCAACACAAUGUUUUAUUUGGCAUUUCUUAACAAUGAACCAGAAAUGAGUCAUGAUGGGACAGAAGUUGUGUGCUCUACAUGGGUAACUCCCUCAGAUGCUGUAGACUAUCGUUUGUCAAACAUGCUUCAAAUUGCACCACCGCAGUUUUAUGAGAUGUCAAGAUUAUGCAGGUUUUCAACAGUUGAUGAUUUGAAAUCAUUUGUCAUGUCACUUGAAGGAGUGGAUAACAUUGAAUCAGUUAUAGUUGAAAGCAGUGAUGGAGGAGACAUUAUUUCUUUCCUUCCUGGAGAUGACAUGUAUGAGAAAAUGAAGUGGGACACAUAUAAACACUAUGAAAACAUAGUGAACAGCACACAAGCAAAAGAUCUUAAACAUGUGCUACCAUUCAUGAAAGUUCCACAAACCACCCAUGAAUUAUUGGCAGAAACAAGAGGUGUGACAAACAGAAUAGCAUUCAAUUUCGAGAAGUCACUGUAUAAAGUCAACUGCACAGCCAAGUUAAAGUAUAACAUGCCAGCACCCUUGGCACCUUCUACAAUGGCAAAAUUAUAGGCUGUUCAUUCAAAUUU
Messenger RNA from Dendronephthya gigantea, 1570 nucleotides. Its product is annotated as nucleoside diphosphate-linked moiety X motif 19-like. The record is from RefSeq and is a predicted model, not a curated record. Lineage: Eukaryota; Metazoa; Cnidaria; Anthozoa; Malacalcyonacea; Nephtheidae. Gene Ontology annotation, molecular function: hydrolase activity, acting on acid anhydrides, in phosphorus-containing anhydrides. Gene Ontology annotation, cellular component: mitochondrion. Bases 420 to 1553 code for a protein of 377 amino acids. The transcript has 9 exons.